UUGAUCGGAAGUGGAAAUGCGUCUUUUGACAGACGCCUAUCAUAGCAAAAGCUAGUCAGCAUUCAAUCAGAUUUAAAUUUAGACGAAGGCAAAUUAUGAGUGUUUUGGAAUGAUUAAGAAACUGGUAGAUUUAGUGGCUUUGUGAGACUCACAGGACACCUUGAAGUACCGACGAGGGUAAAAGUGAAGGAGAAAUGAUGUAUUACAGAAUCUUUUGUCACAUGAUUCGCGUACUGGAAGUGGAAACAAAGCGAAUUUAAUCCCGAGUUAGUGUUGGUAAGGAGGAGACAAUGGCGCAGUAUGAAACAGGCUACCAGGCUCUGGGCACAUAUGACGAUGAUGAAGAAGAAGAUACAGAGUUACCUCUUCAUGAAACGGGUGUCAUGAUUCACCAGGUCCCUUCCAGUAAUAACGCUCGCUGGAACCACAUAAAGAACCUGGAUGAUUUCUUCACUAGAGUGUAUCAUUUCCAUCAGAGAAAUGGCUUUGUCUGCAUGGUGUUGGAGGACAUUUUGCAGUUAGUCCAAUUUGUGUUUGUGGUGCUGUUCACAACCUUUCUGGUGGUGUUUGUGGAUUAUGGUGUCCUGUUUGACACCCACUCUGCAAAGAAGGUCACCAUACCAGAGGUUAUUCUGCCCAUGAGUAAGGCAGGUGAAAGGUUUCACUUUGGCCUGGUGUUGUGUCUGCUGGUGGCCACAGUCUUCUGGCUGCUCAGGGUUGUCAAGGUUAUUUAUAACAUCUUCAAGUAUUUUGAGAUCAACACCUUCUAUAAAGGAGCAUUGAAGAUAUCUACAUCUGACCUGGCUAACAUGACCUGGCAUGAGGUACAGAGGCGCGUGCUGGAGGUACAGAAGGAGCAGCAUAUGUGCAUACAUAAGCGCAACCUCACAGAACUUGAUAUUUACCACAGAAUCCUGAGGUUCAAAAACUACAUGAUAGCCAUGGUGAACAAGUCUCUGCUACCUUUAGAGGGAAACAUUCCUUUUGUGGGGACAUGUUCCUUCCUCAGUAUUGGACUGAAGUAUAACAUUGAGAUAAUUUUAUUCUGGGGUCCAUGGUCACCGUUUGAGAACAACUGGAAGCUGAGAGAUGAGUACAAGAAUAUGCAUAACAGAAAACGUCUGGCAGAACAAUUAGCCAAAAGAAUAUUGUGGAUUGGUAUUGCUAACUUCAUUUUGUGUCCAGUGAUAUUUUUAUGGCAGAUUUUGUAUUCAUUUUUCCGAUAUGCAGAGCUGAUAAAGCGCGAGCCAGGAGCUCUUGGUGUUAGACGAUGGUCUAACUACGGCCGUCUGUACCUGCGACAUUUUAAUGAGCUUGACCAUGAGUUUACAGCCAGACUGAAUCGUGGAUACAAGCCUGCCACCAUGUACAUGAACAUCUUCACCACUCCCGUGCUGGUUGUUCUUGCCAAGAACGUUGCCUUCUUCAUGGGGUCCAUUUUGGCAGUGCUGGUCGUGUUGACAGUUAUAGAUGAAGACGUCCUCACAGUAGAACAUGUCCUCACCACAAUGACAAUUACAGGUGUGAUUGUGACUUGCUGUAGAGCUCUCAUUCCUGAUGAGCAUACAGUGUAUAACCCUGAACACCUGUUGACUGGCAUUCUGGCUCAGAUACAUUACAUGCCUGAACACUGGAAGGGCAAUGCUCACACCCUCAAAGUCAGGAAUGAGUUUGGACAGCUGUUUGAAUACAAGUUCACUUACCUGUGUGAGGAAUUGCUUAGUCCAUUCAUCACACCUUUCAUCCUGUGUUUUGGCCUGAGGAACAAAGCCCUGGACAUCGUGGAUUUCUUCCGAAACUUCACAGUGGAUGUUGUUGGGGUAGGGGAUGUAUGUUCAUUUGCCCAAAUGGACAUACGUAAACAUGGCAACCCUCAGUGGGUGGUCAAUGAAGAGACACAGGCUGACUCGGACCAUCAGGGAGAAGACGGGAAGAUAGAGCUCUCCCUCAUGCACUUCCAUCUGACAAACCCAGAGUGGAGGCCUCCUGAGAACUGUAGCAUGUUUCUCCAUAACCUCAAGGAACAAGCACACCGGGAUGCAUCCACAAUGAGUGCCAUGCCGGGAGACAACCCUCUCUUCAACUCCUUCUAUAGUCUCGGUCAGCCAGGUUACAGGUACUCCAGCAUGUCUAGUGUGGCCUUACAGAGUUGUCUGUCUCCGUCAUUUGGUGGCUCCCUGGCGCCCCCUGUCACACAAACUCGGCCACAGUUCAAUGUUCGAGGAGCAGUUUCCCACACAGAGGGUCCGUUGGGAUCAAGCAGUGGAAUUCUGGGAAGCCUUCACACAUCUGGCAGCCUGCAGGGCAGCCUGAUUGGACCGUCGCCGUCUAACAUACAUAUAGACGAAGGCACUAUAGAAAUGCUUUCUAAUGACAUGAGCUUCAGUGCUUUGUACAUGCACGAAAUGAGACACAGACGCUCCAGGGGAGUGGUUGAGCAGCUGGAAGAUCUCCACGCUAGGGCACUGUGGCAGCAGAGACCCGAGAGUCUGCCUCAUAUCAGUACUGUACAGCCCCACAUGCCGGGCAUCAAGGAAACUCCCCAGGAGGAGGAGAGUGACGGCUGUGUGGAGGACCUUAGUGGCAGGCAUGACCAGUCCAGCAAAUCACAGCCCAGUUAACACAGACUGCACUCUGGGCUGGUAGUACCUGGUGGUAGUGUUGAUAAAACUUCUUAGAGAAUGCUACUGGUCAUAAAACUUCUUGGAGGAUGCCAAUGGUCAUAAAAGCUUGUGGAGAGGUUUUCCUCCGUUCCUGGAAAUGUAUAUGUGUUCCAGCUGCUGAAGAUGUCACAUUCUGGUAUAAAAGAAAUUGUCGAUGGGAAUUCUACGGAAGUGUCCCCUAUCUUGAAGAACAAGGCAAACGUCAUAAUUCAGCCAUAAAUAUUAACUGAGACUAACAUGACUAAGGGGGUAAUAUUCUGGGUGAUUCUAAAGAGAGUUUGAAUUGAGUUCCAUUAGAGAAACUGUGAAAUAGGGUCCUCGUCCAUAGGAAUAUUUUUAUUGUUUUAAUCAGUGUAAUUGAGUUUUUUGAUUGAGUGUGGCUGGGUUGAUAGUGCUGCUUUUGUUUUAUACCAUUACAUGUAUACCUGUGAUAUGCACUCAGGUGUGUUUUCACUUGUGGCAAAGUCUGUUUCAAUGAAAUGAGAUAAAGCUGUGACAGUUUGAUGUGUGCAGAUUGGACGAUGUACAAUAUUGCGUGUUGAAGAUGAAGUCAAACUUGCAAAUAAAUGUUACAACUUUAGACUAGGCAAAAGGCUUUAAGUGAAAGACAGCAAAAUGUAGAGCUACUUGUAGUAUAUGUAAGUGUAUAAACUUCCAGCGGAAAACGGUACGUCUCAACUGGAUUUUAGUCAAUUUUUUUUUUUUUGAUUAUUAUUUUCACGAAAAUCAUACUUGUAGUCAUGUGGUCUUUAUGAACCCUAUUCGAUGACAAGUUAUUUUUAAAGCUUCAUAUCCACUCCAAAUGUUAACAUAGCCCUUUCAUGUGCACUCAAAAUGUUAACGUGGCCCUUUCAUGUGCACCCCAAAUGUUAACAUAGCCCUUUCCUGUGCACUCCAAAUGUUAACAUAGCCCUUUCAUGUUCACUCGAAACGUUAACAUAGCCCUUUCAUGCGCACUUAGGUACAUAUUUACACAGGUAAAUUUUGUACAAAUAGAAGAGUGUUACAGAACUGGCAUUCAGUAUUUAAAUAUGGUAUUUCAAGCCCAUGUUAAAAUUGAAGCAUUGGACUGCAUAAUUUUAAGGUAAACCGCAUAUGAUUUCAUGGAAUAUUUCACCAAGUCACCCUGCUGUACUAAUUUGAUGACAAAAUCACCUGAUAAUUAUAUGAUUAACUGUGGAUUAGGGUAGUAUAUAGAUGGGUUUAUGGACAUGCAUAUGCAAAAUGUAUGUACCAUGGGAUUAUUGAGAAAUAGAAACAUUUGCACAAGAAUAUUUUAAUUAUUAAACCGAGAUCAGCUUGAAUUUAUCUAGCCAGCAUGAACAUACAUACAUGUAUCUCAUCUCUGUAGGCCUAAUGUGUGUAGCCAUGGAUAUUAUUUGUUACCAUGGAAACAUUGGGCAAACCCAAGUGCAGAAUGAGACUUAAGUGGAAAAGCUGUCUGAUAGAUCAAUCAUGUCUUUAAAGGGCACUCUGAAACACCAAGACCAUUACAGACUGAAGCUGAAUUUGAACUGCAAAUAUUUUGUGAAGAGAAGAAAGCUGCACUGGGUUUAAUCUCAGUGCUGUAAAAUUUUUAUAGAGCUACUUCAACACUUGAGCUACGGUUAAAUGACCUCUGCAUUCAGCUCAGCGCAGCAUAUGCAGUAAUUUUACCACGUCAUCGGAUCUGCUUUUCUGGACAUGUUGUAUUGUGUUAGAAAUCUGUAUGCUCGACUUCCAGCUCCGUGUCAUGUACUUUCAUGAUUUCCCCAUCAAAAGACAAUUAUAUUGUAUAGUACUCUCUGCAUGCUACAUGUGUACACUGUACAUAACAGUAUUCGUGGUCACCAGGGCUAUAACACCAAGGUAUGUAUAUACAGAGCACCUUAUAUAGAAUAUGGGAAGUUGCCAGGGGUGCAAACAUUAGAUUUCUGACAGUGAUGUGCUUAGUGAAAUCUUUUUAGUGAUGUUACAUACUGGGUACUGUGGUCAUAGUUAUCUCUCUGGCAUUUUUCAAGUGAUACAUUUGAUUGAUUUUUCACCGUACACAGGUCCAUUUAAACGUUUUGUUCUUUUUGUUUUGUGAAGUUUCGCUAUCUUCUUACCAGAUAAACUUAGAUGUUGACUUUAAAAAUGUCAUUUUAAAGCCUUUAUGUGCUUUUGAAAGUGCAUUUUUGCAUACCCGUACUUGUAACACACUUAAGGUGAAAUACAGUAUGAAGUCAACGUCAUUUUCUGAGAUGUACAUCUCCAUGUAUAUACAAUACUCCUAUACGUAUAGAUGACCAUAUCAUAGAUAAUUAGGCUACUCAGUGCGGGGGUGAAUGCAGGAAUUUCUCUGGAGCCCUUAUCUGGGUUUUUAGAUGAAUUAACCGAAGGAAAAGUUGUGAACAUUUCAUUUGCAACUGAUCCUUUGACAGUUAAGGCAAAACGAUCCAAAUGUUGUGUUUAAAUGCAGAACGAGAGGCCCCCGGUGGCUCAGUUGGUUAAUGCGCCAACGCAGCGUAAUGACCCGGGAGUCUCUCACCAAUACGGCCGCUGUGAGUUCAAGCCCAGCUGAUGCUGGCUUCCUCUCCGGUCGUACGUGGGAGGGUCUUCCAGCAACCUGCUGAUGGUCGUGGGUUUCGCCAGGGCUGUGGCCGGUUUCCUCCCAAUAUAAUGCCGGCCGCCGUCGCAUAAGUGAAAUAUUGUUGAGCACGACGUAAAACACUAGUCAAAUAAAUAAAUAAAUGC
Molecule: messenger RNA, 5378 nt
Organism: Liolophura sinensis
Lineage: Eukaryota; Metazoa; Mollusca; Polyplacophora; Chitonida; Chitonidae
Product: autophagy-related protein 9A-like
Exons: 22
Coding region: 291-2621 (776 amino acids)
Biological process (GO): piecemeal microautophagy of the nucleus; autophagy of mitochondrion; reticulophagy
Cellular component (GO): autophagosome; phagophore assembly site
Source: RefSeq, a predicted model, not a curated record